Molecule: messenger RNA, 1653 nt
Organism: Blastomyces gilchristii SLH14081
Lineage: Eukaryota; Fungi; Ascomycota; Eurotiomycetes; Onygenales; Ajellomycetaceae
Product: porphobilinogen deaminase
Exons: 2
Coding region: 365-1408 (347 amino acids)
Biological process (GO): heme biosynthetic process
Cellular component (GO): cytoplasm
Molecular function (GO): hydroxymethylbilane synthase activity
Source: RefSeq, a predicted model, not a curated record
UGAUAAAUGUUUUGGCGUCGGAUAUGCGAUUUCUCCACCCUCUCUUUACCAUCUCAGCUAAGGUAGCCCCGUAAAUAAGUUAUUGUAUCUUUGUAGUUAUGUAUAGUUAACUAACUAAUAUGAGAGUUUGGUGGCGGAAUUUCUUUUCGGCAUGUUAAAAACAAACCAUCCAAAAAUAAAUAUUUCAUUAGUUACGCUCAUCACAUUCCAGUCCAACGCUUCAAGAAAUAUACCCACUUUACUCCUCCACAGAUAUUCUACUAUUCUUGAUAGAUAAAUUGGCUUGUUAAUGCCUCCACUCAAGCCUGUAUUACUUCAGUAAUAGUUAACUACAUAAUAAUAUCCGAUCUCAACCACUUGAGCAAUGACAUCUACCCCUCCACAGACUCACCCCGCGUCGGAAACGUCACCGACGAAGACCACUUUCACAAUUGGCACACGCAGAUCAAAACUCGCUCUCGUGCAAACGGAUCUCGUGCGAGACGCCCUGAAAGCCGCCUGGCCACAAUACGAAUUCAACAUCCUCACCAAGGACGCCGCAGCAGACCUUGAUAAAGUCACCCCGCUACGCGAAUUCACGUCAAAGAAUCUCUGGACGGAGGAGCUUGAGGAACUAUUGGUCGCGAAACAGAUUGAUCUUGUUGUUCAUUCUUUGAAAGAUGUCCCAACGCAAAUCCCCGAAACAUGCAUUCUCGGUGCUAUGAUGCCCCGAGAGGAUCCUCGAGAUGUGCUGGUUAUCAAGAAGGGCCUGCCAAGUAUGGCCCUAGCAGAGCUCCCCGCAGGAUCCGUUGUGGGUACCUCCUCAGUACGCCGCAUCGCGCAGCUAUCACGACACUACCCACAACUCAUAGCAAAGGACGUAAGAGGCAAUAUCGAUACUCGUUUAGCAAAACUCGAUGCGGAAGAUGGGCCUUUUAGCUGUCUCAUCCUGGCUGCAGCGGGCCUGCUGCGGACUGGCCAGGGCGACCGUAUCACCUACUACCUCGACUCGAAGCAUGGCAAGAUGCUGCAUGCUGUGGGUCAGGGCGGGCUAGGGAUUGAGAUACGCGCAGAUGAUGAACAUAUGAAGCAGAUGGUGGAGAAGAUUGGGGAUAAGAAGACUACUCUUGCGUGCUUGGCCGAGAGGAACCUACUGAGGACGUUGGAAGGGGGUUGUAGCGCGCCCCUUGGGGUUGAGACGGAAUGGGUGCAGGAUUCGGAAGGCAAAGAGAAUUUGAGGCUUCGGGCCAUAGUGGCGAGUGUAGAUGGGAAAGAAGCUGUGGAGAUUGAGAAGGAUAAGGAUGUUAAAUCUGGGGAGGAGGCAGAGGUGUUUGGGAAGCAGGUUGCCGAUGAGUUGGUUACGCUGGGUGCUGGGAGAAUACUGGCGGAGAUUCAGCAGAAGAAGAAGAAGGCAUGGGGAGCGGAGUAGCUGCGGGGGCAUUUGACUACUUGACCAGGCCGCCUAGGUCUUAUGUAGCCAGCCUCUUCGGUUAUCUGAUAUAUGAUAUCUAUUGAGUUUGUGUUCAAUACAUCUGUGCAAUACCCCAAAAUUCCCCUCUGAUGUUUAUAGCGAGGAUUCAGCUUUGAUAUAUAGCACUUGCUAGCGCCACAAUGCAUUACUAUGAUAAUGACCAUGAUCCGAUUCCAUAGCCAUCUAUGUAUCAUUCUCAUACC